AUGGCAAGCAGCAGGGGGCCCCCUGAGGCCCCGGGUCCUCAGCAGCGGCGCAGCGCCUUCUGCCUGCAGCAGCAGCCGCUGCUGCUGCUGCUGAAACUGCUGUUGCUGCUGCUGCUGCAGCAGCAACCUGCUGCAGCAGAACAGCCUGAGGGCGGCCAGCCCCCAAACGCAAACCCCAAGGACCAAGGGGCCCCCUGGGGACCCCCCGCAGAUGUUCACGACGUAGACGAAAAAGACAGCAACUACGGCGCUGCUGCUGCUGCUUGCUGCUUCGGGGCUUCUCCCUUCUUAGUGCGAGCAGCAACUGUCUAUACAGCUGGAGUUGUUGCUGCUGUGGCGCUGCUGCACCUGCUGCCAGCAGCAGAGAAGCAGCUAGCAGCAGCAUGGGGACAGCAGGGGGCCCUGCAGCAGCAGCAGCAGCUGCAGUACCCUGUUGCUUCGUUGUGCUGUUUGGUGGGGCUGCUGGUGUCUGCUGCUCUCGAAGCAGCUGUGGAGCAGCAGCAGCAGCAGCAUCAAGGCGACGGCAGCAGCAGCAGCAGCAGCACUGGGAGCUCUCUUUUGGAAUCCCUGAGCUGCAGCAAAGACAGGCAGCCUGCUGCUGCUGCUGCGGUGCAGCAGCCACACCGCAGCGACGGGCUUGAAGCUGCAGAAAGACACGGAAACAGCUGCUGCUGCUGCUGCUGCAGCAAAGCUAGCAGCAGCAGCGGGCCCUCAUUUAGAGUCCCCAUGGGUACAGGAGCAGCAAGCGCGCCUCCAGGGCCUGUGAGCAUGCUGCCGCAGCAUGCUGCUGCUGCUGCUGCUGCUGCUGCUGCUGGGCGGCACAAGGCUUGCUGCGGUGCUGGCCAUUCCUGCUGCGGCUGCGGCAGCAGCUGCUGCAGCGGAGGCAGCAGCUGCUGCAGCAGCUGGGAGUGCCUUGACCGGAGAAAGGCGCCCGAUGGAUCUGCAGCCCCCGCUGCUGCUGCUGCUGCUCCUGCUCCUGCUGCUGGUGACAGCAGCAGCAGCAGCAGCAGCCCUGCGGACCCGGAGGGCCCUAGCCUCAGCUGUCCGUACACCUUGAUGGACGAGACAGCAGUGGCGCUGCCCGCUGCUGCUGCUGCGCUGCAGCAGCAGCAACAGCAGAAAGCCGCCCUCCCAGCAGCAGCAGCAGCAAGUGUGGGGCCCCACAGCUCUGCUGCGCGCUCCGUCUUCUCCGGCAGCCUGCUGCUGGCUGGGCUGUCUGUACACUCCGUGCUCGAGGGCCUCACUUUAGGUGCUGCUGUUAAUCCCAAAACUGUUGCUGCUGCCAUUUUGCUGCACAAGACUCUGGAGGCCUUCGCCGUUGGCAGCUCGCUGCUGCACGUGGGCGCAGACCAGACCUGCUACAUUAUCCAGAUGCUGUCGUACGCCUUGACGGCCCCACUCGGAGUUGCUGCAGGACUAUUCAUCCAACGCUCUGCUGCUGCAGAUGCACCAGGCGGCGACCUAAGCAGCAGCAGCAGCAGCAGCAGCAGCAGCAGUAGCGUCGGGGUGUACGUACACUUCCUGCCCGGGGCCCUCACGGGGCUCGGCGCGGGGGCCUUUUUGCAUGUGGGGCUUCUUGAGAUUUUGGCCAGCGAGCUGCAGCGGGGGAGAAGACAAAAAAGAAAAGAUUUGCUGCUGAUGGUGGGCCUCACUGCUCUCGGGGCCCUUUCCAUGGCCCUCCUCUGA
Eimeria tenella is the source of this 1686-nucleotide messenger RNA. Its product is annotated as zinc transporter ZIP domain-containing protein, putative. Bases 1 to 1686 code for a protein of 561 amino acids. Gene Ontology annotation, cellular component: membrane. Gene Ontology annotation, biological process: zinc ion transmembrane transport. Lineage: Eukaryota; Apicomplexa; Conoidasida; Eucoccidiorida; Eimeriidae. The record is from RefSeq and is a predicted model, not a curated record. The transcript is spliced from 5 exons. Gene Ontology annotation, molecular function: zinc ion transmembrane transporter activity.